CGGAAGGAAGCACCUCCCGUCAAAUUCGGCAAACAUGGAUGGCAUCGCAGGGGCUGCAGUUAAUUGAACUGAGGAGCUGUACGGCGCUUUCAAUCAGCGUUCCUUCUGUGAACCAUGUCGACGACCUCUUCGUGCGUGCAACGCCUGUGUUGUGUUUCGUGGUGUGUUCUACUGCUGCACAACUUUGCCAUAGCACUGCCCGAGACCAUCUAUAUCGGUGCCCUAUUGGAAGACGACCGCGAGGACCGGGAGCAGGAGUUGGCACUGCGCUACGCCAUCGACCGCAUCAACAACAACAACGCCAUCCUGCCAGCGUCGAGACUGCGGCUACUGACGCAGAGGUUGCCGCCCGGACACUCCUUUCACGCCUUUAAGACAGUGCAUCACAAUGUGCCACAUAGUUUCGUCGGCACCAUCACAAACACGACACACCACACUCCCGUGCUCACUGUCAAUAGCCCGCUGGCGUUUCAGUGUGCGCAGUGCCCCAGCAUGCGCCUCGAAGAGUAG
Rhipicephalus sanguineus (brown dog tick) is the source of this 510-nucleotide messenger RNA. RefSeq lists its product as uncharacterized. The transcript has 3 exons. The record is from RefSeq and is a predicted model, not a curated record. Lineage: Eukaryota; Metazoa; Arthropoda; Arachnida; Ixodida; Ixodidae. The coding region runs from base 115 to 510 and encodes 131 amino acids.